GCCCUGCUCCAGUGCUCUGUGCUUUGUCCUCUGUGCUCACCGCUCUUCGCUUCGUCGCUUCUUCUAAAGUCUAAUCUCCUAUUCUCAUUUUGCUAAAUGAAGAGAAAACGCACUCCAAAUGAAAUGCAAAACAUUACUAGCUUCUUUGCUAAAAAGAAUCCUACUUCAACUUCUCUUCCACAUCCAACACAAAAUGAACAAACUAUAUCUCCACCUCAACAAAGUGAACAAACUAUAUCUCCACCUCAAGAAAGUGAACAACAUUCAUCUCCAUCUAAUUAUUCAACUCAAAAUUCCCCUCAAAAUGAACAAGGCCAAUGUUCUCCUAAUGCCCCAAUCUUUGGUGAAAGAUUAAGUGAACAUGAAUUUGCUAAUCUUCCACAAGAUCCAGGAAAGAGAAGAAAGAUGAGUCAAUUUCAUAAAGAUGAUAGAGAUUUAGUGAGAAGAAUUUACAUUCAAAGAAAGCCUUGUCAGCCCAAAGACUUUAUAUUUCCUCAAACUUCUAUUUUUGGCAAAAACCGUCGCUUUUGUGCUAAGUGGUUUGAUACUUGGACUUGGCUUGAGUAUAGUGUGGAAAAGGAUGCUGCUAUUGUUUCCCUUGUUAUCUAUUCAAGGAUGAAAAUGCAUUUGGAGGUGAUGCUUUUGUUAGUGAUGGUUUCAAAUCAUGGAUAUAGGAAGCGACUUGAAGCUUCAAUUGAAUCAAUCCAAUGGCUUUUGGUUGUAUUUUGUACUGUUUGAAUAUUUGGAUGUAUUUUUUAGUACUAUUAUUUGGUUGUUCGGUAAUUUUUUUUUUUACAUACUUGA
Chenopodium quinoa (quinoa) is the source of this 804-nucleotide messenger RNA. RefSeq lists its product as uncharacterized. The transcript is spliced from 2 exons. The record is from RefSeq and is a predicted model, not a curated record. The coding region runs from base 97 to 738 and encodes 213 amino acids. NCBI's taxonomy places the organism in Eukaryota, Viridiplantae, Streptophyta, Magnoliopsida, Caryophyllales, Amaranthaceae.